Molecule: messenger RNA, 1662 nt
Organism: Melanaphis sacchari
Lineage: Eukaryota; Metazoa; Arthropoda; Insecta; Hemiptera; Aphididae
Product: zinc finger MYM-type protein 1-like
Exons: 2
Coding region: 1-1662 (553 amino acids)
Molecular function (GO): protein dimerization activity
Source: RefSeq, a predicted model, not a curated record
AUGGUUCGGACAAAUAUUUUAAAGCAAGUUAACAAGUCAGGACAAUUUGCUGUAAUAAUUGACACUACUACUGACGUAUCUAAUCAAGAACAAUUUACUGUCAUUUUAAGAUAUAUUGACGAAGGGAAACCUCAAGAGCGUUUGGUUGCAUUGGAAACUGCUGCUGAUUCUACAGGCCUAGGUAUGUUUAAAAUGUUUUGUAGCAUUACAGAAAAACAUAAUAUCAAAUGGAAAACACAGAUGAUUGCUCAAACAUAUGAUUGUGCUGCCUCUAUGCAAGGCAAAUACAGUGGAUUAAAAACACGUAUACAGGUGGAGAAUCCACGAGCAAUGUUUACUUGGUGUUUCGCUCACAAAUUAAACUUAGUUAUUGUUGAUACAUGCGAUUGCUGCAUUAACACCAAAACCUUUUUUGGUGAUGUUGGUGCUUUAAUUGAAUUUAUGCGAGCUAGAAAACGAACAGCUGCAUGUGUGGAAUGUCAAAAAAUACUAAAUCCAAAAGAACAAAAACGUCGCAUAAAACGUUUUUCUAAUACAAGGUGGAUAUCACAUGACCGAGCUUUGGUUGUCAUUCAAGAAAAAUACCCUGCUCUACUGAAAGCAUUGGAAAAUAUUUCAAAAGCAAAUGAUUCAGAUCGUGAUACAACUUCAAUGGCCAAAAACUUAAUCUCGGUUAUAACAUCAUUCCAGUUUGUCUUGGUUUUGGUUUUGAUGAGAAAAAUAUUUUCGAUUUCCACUGAAGUUUCAAAUUAUUUGCAAUCCAAGUCUAUUGACUUUAUGCAAGCUAUCAAAAUGGUGAAUGUUGCUAAGAAUAGAUUGAAAAUGGUGCGUACUGAUGAGGGAUGUACUGAAAUAAUUAAUACUGCUAAAGAAUUUGCUACUAAAAACAACCUUUUGCAAUGUGACUUCAAAGUGAUAAGAGCAAGAAAAAAAAAAAUUAUGCCUGGUGAACUAUCCAGAGAUGAAGUACUAUGUUCUCCUGCUGAUUUAUUUCGCUGUGAUGUCUGUUUCAAAGUUUUAGAUGCCAUUAUUACAUCAAUUGACAUUAGAUUUAAUGAUUCACAAGAAAUUCUUAAAGAUUUAAGCCUUCUCACUUCGGAACGUAUGUUAUCAAUCAAAACUAAAAAACAGUUGCCCGAUAAUGCAUUUCAACAGUUAUCAAAUUGGAUAAACAUUAAUACAACUAAAUUACAAUGUGAAUACUUAACAUUCAGUAACAGCUUAAAUGAUCUUUUUAAUGACACUAAUCCAACCUACACAAGUAAACCCGUAAACAAAGAAAGUGAAGGGACUGAUCAACCUCCUGAUAUUAGUUCAGAAAUUAGUGAUGAAUCUGAAAUUGAAGAAGCCAGUACAGCUAAUAUGUCUUGUUUAGACAUUUUGGGUCUUUUAUCAAGACACAACUUAAUUGCAGCAUUUCCAAACCUAUAUUUGGCAUAUAAAGCAUUGUGCAUCAUACCUGCAUCAUCUGCAUCUGCUGAACGGAGCUUUUCUAAAGUAAAAAUAGUCAAAACUAGGCUUCGGUCAAGUAUUGGGCAGAAUCGGUUGGAAAGUCUUCUAAUAUUAAGCUCUGAAAAAGAUAUUGAAAUUGAUCGUGAUGAAGCAAUUAACAUAUUCGCAAAUUCCUCAGAUCUCUUAAUGCAGAAUUUAUUGUUUAAAUAA